GAACCGCCGGCCCGGAUAUCCGGGCAGGGCCGCUCGGCGCUCGGUGCGGCCCGGCCAUGGCGGCCCUGCGGUCGGACCCCGAGCUGGCCCGGCAGCUCUUCUUCGAGGGCGCGGCCGUGGUGGUGCUGGACGUGCCCGAGGGCACCGAGUUCGGCAUCGACUACAGCGCGUGGGCCGUGGGGCCGCGGUUCCGCGGCGUGAAGAUGGUGCCGCCGGGGCUGCACUUCGUGCACUGCAGCGCGGCCGGCGCCGGCGGGCGGGACGCGGGGCCGCGCUCCGGCCGCUUCCUCAGCCUGCGGCGCCGCGAGGUGCGGGUGCUGCGCUGGGACCCCGCGGGCGAGGCCGUGCGGCCCGAGCCGCCCGAGCAGGGCGAGGCGCUGCGGGACAGCCUGCGGGAGCUGGACCCCUUCCUGGGGCCCUACCCCUACGAGACGCUGAAGAAGUGGGUGUCGCUGAGCAGCUUCAUCAGCGAGGCGGCGGCCGAGGAGCUGCAGCCCGAGAGCGGCCAGAUCUGCGCCUUCGCCGAGGUGCUGCCCGAGGCGGCGGGGCGGCACACGCGGGACCGCGCCGGGCAGCGCCGGCCGCCGCCGGGCGCCGAGUGCCGCAGCUACGCCGAGGGCCUGGCCCGGCUGCCCCGCAUGCGGCCGCGGGCCGGCACCCAGAUCCGCUUCUCCGAGCUGCCCCGGCAGGCCUUCCCCGACGGGGCCACCCCCGAGGAGAUCACCCGGCACAGCAUGGACCUGAGCUACGCCCUGCAGCGGGUGAUGGAGCAGCGCUACCCCGGCCGGCCGCUGGGCCUGCUCGCUGAGUUGCAGUUUGCCUUCAUCUGCUUCCUGAUUGGGAACGUGUACGAUGCCUUUGAGCACUGGAAGAGGCUCCUGAACAUCCUGUGCCGCUCGGAGGAGGCCAUAGGGAAGUACCAAGACCUUUACAUCAACCUCAUUUCUGUGCUCUAUCACCAGCUCAACGAGAUCCCAGCAGAUUUUUUUGUGGACAUUGUUUCCCAGGACAACUUUUUAACCAGCACCUUGCAGGUGCUGUUCUCCUGCACGUGCAGCUCUGCUGUGGAUGAGGCUCUGAGAAACAAGGCUGAGAAGUUCAAGGCUCACCUGACAAAGAAAUUCAGAUGGGACUUUGAGGCAGAGCCUGAUGACUGUGCCCCUGUGGUGGUUGAGCUGCCUGAGGGUGUGCAGGUGGACUGAGCCAAAGGCCCCCUUAGGAGCAAACAGCUUCUAAAAUGACCCUUUCCUUCUCUUCUCCAACCCUACCAGCUUCUUAAAGGCUGUGUCUGGAGCUGAUCUUUCUGCUGGAGAAGCAGAUGUGGGAAACCCAGUAGGAUGCUGAGCUUUGUGAGGAGCCCAGAGGUGUUGGAGGAGUUUGAGUGUUGCCAUGUGGCAGCUUUGGACACGCUGGGGUUUUCCCAGCCCUUCUGCAGCAUCUCCUCCUAGAACACAGGCCGCAAACAAAGUCACAGAAUCAUUAAAGUUCCUAAAGACCUCUUGAUAAGGAGUUCAACCCUAAACCUGACACUGCCACAAUCCUCCUGCACUCAGCUGUCCUCUGCAUCCCUGCUCCCCUCUCCUGCUGGGCUGGAGCGAUGCUCUGCUUGGGGAGCACCUGUGCUUCAGGGGUGUGUCUUGGUUUGAAAAGACAGGUGUCUGCCGAGGAAGGCAGGAGCCUCCCCUGAAAUGGAAAAAAUGCUCUUCCUCUGAAUUGUCAUAAUUGUAAAACUAAGAGGCUCUCAGACAAAGAUAUGGGAAUAGGAGUAACAGUUCUUUAACAGGAAAACUAAAAAUACAAAUGCAAUAGUACAUAAAAGGAAAACAAACCACAGCCAGAGUCAGCAGAGGCGCUGUCCCCCUGUGGGUCAGGGUGGUGGCACAGUCCCAUCCCAUGGGGCUCAGCCCUCCUGCAGUGCCAGCUGUGCUUCUGCUGGAGCAGGGAUCCUGCACAAGGCUGCAGUUUUCCUCUGCAGCUCCAGGGCUGCAGGAGAUGGGCCUGCUCUCCCUCUGGCAAUGCAGGGCAGGAGAAAGCUGCUCCUCUGGGAAUGCAGGGGGCAAAGGCUGCUGUGCUGUUCCAGGCUCAGAUUGGAUCCAGGUAGGAAUGCUUGGCUCCUGCCCUGGGCACAGCAUCUCCCCAUGGGAUGCUGGAAUUUGAUCAGCCCUGCAGGGACACUCCCUGGCCAUGGACAGCAGAGAUCUGCUGGAGGGAGGAUUGGCUGUGGGAGAGAUGAAGAAAACUGCCCCAUGAACAGCAGAGAACUGCCCAGCUCUGACAGAUGGGGACAGAAUGCACAGCCAGCUACACCUGAGACAGGGUGUAAGGCCAUGGGGUGGUUCUGGCAGCCCAAACCCAGGCUGGAAGCUGAAGUCCAGCUCCUCCUGGGCUCGUGUUGCAGUGCUGUGACCAUGACAGUUGCGCUGCUGUGUCAGCUCUUGGUGCUCACUGUGAUUUGUCUUCUGGGGAGGUGGCUCAAAGCCACAGCAAACUUUCCUCCAAUUUCAUACACCCAGCACCUCAGUAUCUCAUUCCUGUUCUUCCAAUUUUGUUAAAUCCUUUUCUGUUUACUGCUGACGUGAUUUUGCCUGGUGUAAAAGGAAGUAUUUACUGGAUUGUAGUAACCAAGGUGUUAAAGAACAGCCAGAGGAGAUAAAGGAUCAAAUUUCCACAUGAACUGGAUCCGCUGUUGUGUUCCAACUGGAUAUCCUAUGGUUUUGCUCAAAAACAGUGACUGAAAAUUAUCACUUUGUAAAAUGGCCAAGUUCCCAUGAUGAACUGCACUUUUAGUAGCUGAGAAAAGAGAAUAUAAUUGUACUUGCAUUGUG
Messenger RNA from Passer domesticus (house sparrow), 2825 nucleotides. RefSeq names its product AAR2 splicing factor (gene AAR2). Gene Ontology annotation, biological process: spliceosomal tri-snRNP complex assembly. The transcript is spliced from 3 exons. Bases 57 to 1202 code for a protein of 381 amino acids. The record is from RefSeq and is a predicted model, not a curated record. NCBI's taxonomy places the organism in Eukaryota, Metazoa, Chordata, Aves, Passeriformes, Passeridae.